UUGAAUAUAACCAGUUUAAUGCAGCGUGUCCCUGUGUGGGAGGGGCUUGGGCGCUAUGAUCUUCCUUCUCUGGAGCUCCAGCUGCACAUUGCAAGUAUGGCCGGGGACACUGAGACACAUAUAAGGGACCGGGCCGAGAAUGCCCACGUUAUUCGGCAACCUUUUUUAAUCGGCGUGUCCGGCGGCACCGCAAGUGGCAAGUCAUCUGUGUGUGAGAAGAUCAUGGAAAUGCUGGGACAGAACAAGAUUGACCAUACCCAGAGGCAGGUGGCUAUUCUCAGCCAGGACAGCUUCUACAAAGUGUUGACUCCUGACCAAAAGGCCAAGGCACAAAAGGGCCAGUACAACUUUGACCAUCCAGAUGCCUUUGACAAUGAACUCAUCAUGCAAACACUAAGACUCAUCCUGCAGGGAAAGAGCGUUCAGAUCCCAGUUUAUGACUUUGUGACCCAUUCCAGAAAAGACGAGUUUGUGACAGUGUACCCCGCUGAUGUGGUCCUUUUUGAGGGAAUCCUGAUGUUCUAUUCUCAGGAGAUUAGAGACCUCUUCCAAAUGAAGCUAUUUGUCGACACAGAUCCAGAUACACGUUUGUCACGCCGAGUUCUCAGAGAUAUAAGUGAGCGUGGCAGAGAGUUGGAGCAAGUGUUGGCACAAUACAUAACUUUUGUAAAACCAGCCUUUGAAGAAUUCUGCUUACCGACAAAGAAAUAUGCAGAUGUCAUCAUUCCUCGAGGUGCUGACAACCUUGUGGCUAUCAAUUUGAUAGUACAACACAUCCAAGACAUUCUGAAUGGUGGACUGAACAAGCGACACAACGGGUGCACAAAUGGCCACAGUACCCCCCGACAACGAAGGACCUCAGAGUCAAGCAGUCGUCCUCAUUGACCUCAUCACACCUCUCUUCAGUGCGGAGAGGGGUGUGGAGGGUGCUGUAAAUAAUGCCAGUUGGUGGUCAACAUAUUUAAUAAUCAAAGAAUUGCAAUGCCUUUUACUACUACAUUUGGUAUUGGUUUAAUUCCCUGUAAUAGUUGGAUGUAGGGUUUAGUAUUUUGUUACAAGGAAGGAGGACAUGGCCCAAUAUUUUUGUGGCAAGUCAAUAGUUUAAAUCACUUGUGUUUUCUCUCCAGGUUGUAUUUUGUUAAUUUACCCUCUGCUGCUUCAUGGAAGUCCAUGCCCAUAAUGAAUAAAAGAGGGAAACACUUUAUUUUAUUUUAUGUCUGAAAAAAACUUGAAUCCCUGUGAUUAGGGGAGAUUGAAAGGAUCUUUGGAUGGGUAGCAUCAAAGAUGAGCUUUUAAAAGGUGUCUGGUGUUUUUAUGCAGAAAAUCUCAUGUAAUGAAUCAUCUAUGUCCAGUGUUGCGCAGAACAAUCAAUUUAUGGUAUUAUAUACUACAAAAUGUAUGUGUGGCUUCAUUACUUGUAAUCGCAAGCAAAGUAAUACAAACUUCAAGCAACUGAAGCCAAAGGUAGACCAGCUGGAUGAUAACAAUAUUGCAAGGUAUUGGCUAAGAUGAACUAUGUUGGAACAAAAAGUAAUACAUAAACUCAGGUUGGCAACACGGAAAUAAAACUUGGAGCAUUAAGUAGAAUGCCACAGAUCAAUAAAUAAGCCCAGGAUGUUCUCCACUCUUUUCUAUGCCUCUGCAAAGUUGCCUCAGGUAACAAAUUAUUAAACAAUAACAUCCCAUAACCUUUAUAAUGUAGUUGUGUUUUGUAAGUUAUUGUAUUCUGUAAAAAGAUGUGUGAAUGAUUUGUACCAGCUAUUUGUACUGUAUGACUGCCGCACUGGAUUGUGGGAUGAUUUUUAUUCAAAUGGAUCUAAUUGAUUAAUGAUCAAUAAAGUAUCACAACCAA
Messenger RNA from Periophthalmus magnuspinnatus, 1852 nucleotides. RefSeq names its product uridine-cytidine kinase 2b (gene uck2b). Lineage: Eukaryota; Metazoa; Chordata; Actinopteri; Gobiiformes; Gobiidae. Bases 19 to 885 code for a protein of 288 amino acids. The transcript has 7 exons. Gene Ontology annotation, cellular component: cytosol; cytoplasm. The record is from RefSeq and is a predicted model, not a curated record. Gene Ontology annotation, molecular function: kinase activity; ATP binding.